Messenger RNA from Nicotiana tabacum (common tobacco), 2992 nucleotides. RefSeq names its product putative cadmium/zinc-transporting ATPase HMA1, chloroplastic. Gene Ontology annotation, cellular component: membrane. Gene Ontology annotation, molecular function: ATP binding; ATP hydrolysis activity; ATPase-coupled monoatomic cation transmembrane transporter activity. NCBI's taxonomy places the organism in Eukaryota, Viridiplantae, Streptophyta, Magnoliopsida, Solanales, Solanaceae. Gene Ontology annotation, biological process: monoatomic cation transport. The record is from RefSeq and is a predicted model, not a curated record.
GCUAACCCAAAGUCGUCAAACAGGUCCCAAAAGAAGAAGAUCUUGACAAGUAGAUCCGUGACUAGAGCGUAGCAUAGGACCGUAACCCAGUGAGCACAUAGUGUGGUAUAGAUGAUACAACAAUAGCCACACUCCAAAAUAGCAAAAGAGCCCCAACCCCCAUUAUUAUUGAUUGAGAAAUAGAGAAGAGAAUUCGGUGAAAAUAUUCAGCAAAAAGAUGGAAGCUCUGCGUCUUUCAACUUCAUUCGCAGGGAUCAAUUGUUCAAUCUACAAAACUAGAAGGAGAAUUAAAGUCAACCGCAAUGUCCUGCUCUCUUCAUUGAAAUCCAAACCUUCAAUUUCAAUUAGGAGCUCCACUCAAUUCCGCGGUCGCAUCCACUGCGCUGCUUGUAACUGUGGCCACAGUCACCAUCAUCAUCACCACCAUGACCAUGAACAUGGCCAUGAUCAUCACCACCAUGGUCAUGAUGAAGGUGAUGGGAAGCUUACGAAAUCCCAGGAGCUAUUUCUCAAAUUCGCCAGAGCUAUCAGAUGGACCCACUUGGCGAAUAUCUUGAGAGAGCAUUUAGAGCUUUGCUGUUGCUCUGCGGCUUUGUUUAUUGCUGCCGCUGCUUGCCCUUACUUUCUUCCCCAGCCAGCUGUUCUGCCUCUCCAGCGUGUUUUCACUCUCAUUGCCUUCCCUCUCGUUGGGGUCUCAGCAUCACUUGAUGCGUUAAUGGACAUUACUGGUGGCAAAAUAAAUAUUCAUGUACUGAUGGCUCUUGCAGCUUUUGCAUCAGUUUUUAUGGGGAACAUAUUGGAAGGUGGCUUGCUUCUUGCAAUGUUUAAUUUGGCUCAUAUAGCUGAAGAGUACUUCACUAGUCGCUCCAAGGGUGACGUAAAGGAAUUAAAAGAAAACCAUCCAGAAUUUGCUCUUGUGCUGCAUGUUGACAAUCAAACUUUGCCUAGUUUUGCUGACUUGACAUACAGUGAAGUUCCAGUGAGUGACCUGGAAGUUGGCUCAUUUAUAUUGGUUAAAGCUGGUGAGUCAGUACCAGUAGACUGUGAAGUUUCCCGAGGUAGAACAACAAUUACUAUUGAGCAUUUGACAGGAGAAGUCAAACCUUUAGAAAGGAAAGAGGGGGACAGUAUUCCUGGAGGUGCACGAAACCUGGACGGUAUGUUGAUAGUGAAGGCAAAGAAGACGUGGAAAGAGUCCAUGCUCAGCAGAAUUGUGCAGCUGACAGAAGAAGCUCAGCUAAGUAAACCAAAACUUCAAAGAUGGCUUGACAAAUUUGGCGAGCAGUACAGUAAAGCAGUUGUGUUAUUAUCUCUAGCAGUUGCGUUUCUUGGUCCAUUCCUUUUCAAGUGGCCUUUCAUUAGCACCGCAGCUUGCAGAGGAUCAGUUUACCGAGCAUUGGGCCUCAUGGUGGCUGCAUCACCUUGUGCGUUAGCUGUGGCACCGUUGGCUUAUGCAACUGCCAUCAGUGCCUGUGCAAAAAGGGGGAUAUUGCUUAAAGGUGGACAAGUUCUUGAUGCCUUGGCUUCAUGUCAUAGUAUUGCAUUUGACAAAACUGGUACACUGACAACUGGGGAGUUCAUGUGCAAAGCAAUUGAACCGAUACAUGGACAUGGAAAAAGAAUUGCUUCUUGUUGUGUCCCCAGCUGUGAGAAAGAAGCACUUGCUGUUGCAGCUGCAAUGGAGAGGGGUACAACUCACCCGAUUGGAAGAGCUGUUGUAGAUCAUAGCACAGGCAAAGACCUCCCCUCAGUUUCAGUUGAAAGUUUUGAGAAUUUACCUGGUAGAGGCAUAUUUGCAACAAUAUCAAGCUUUGAGCCAGGACUCGGAGGCGGUAAACCGUGGAAAGCUUUUCUUGGUUCUGUGGAAUACAUCACCUCACUUUUCCACUCUGAAGAUGAAUCGAGAAGAGUUCAGGAGGCAGUAAGCACAUCGUCUUUUGGAGGUGAUUUUGUCCACGCUGCUCUCUCUGUUAAUAAUCAAAAGGUAACUCUUUUUCACUUUGAAGAUAAGCCUAGACCUGGAGUUCUAGACGUUGUACAGACACUGCAGAAUCAAGCUAAACUUCGUGUUUUAAUGUUAACUGGUGACCAUGAGGCGAGUGCACGUAGAGUUGCUAAAGCUGUGGGUAUCAAAGAAGUUAACUACAGCCUAAAGCCAGAGGAUAAACUUUUUCAUGUUACAAGCAUUUCAAGGGAUACAGGCGGCCUCAUAAUGGUAGGUGAUGGCAUCAAUGAUGCCCCAGCACUUGCUGCAGCUACCGUUGGUAUUGUGCUGGCGGAACGAGCUAGUGCGGCUGCCAUAGCUGUUGCGGAUGUACUGUUGCUACAAGACAAUAUUUCCGGUGUCCCAUUUUGUGUUGCGAAAUCUCGUCAAACAACAUCCUUGAUCAAGCAAAAUGUGGCACUUGCUUUGUCUAGCAUUCUUUUGGCCUCUCUUACAUCAGUAUUGGGAGUCCUCCCACUGUGGUUGACGGUCCUCUUGCAUGAAGGUGGCACGCUUCUUGUUUGUCUCAAUUCUGUUCGUGCUCUAAAUCCUCCAACAUGGUCAUGGAGGGAGGAUGUUUCACAAAUGAUUGACAAAUUGCAUUCUCUAAUUAUGUUCUUGAGGCAUGGCACCCUACCUAGCACCAUUCAAGCAGCCCAUUUGUGAGUAUUGACUUCCUGCACUGUAGCUGUUCACAUGCCAAUUGAGAUGGAGUGUCGAAAACUUUGUUGUCAGAAAGUGAAGAAUACUGCACUGUACAUGUUGAACCUCUUCAACUAGAUUGUCAGGUGUACACUUGAGGCUAAAUCAGCCAUAUAUAUUCUUUUCCAUGUUACUGUAAAGAUGUAAGCGGCAAAGUAUCUAAUUUUAAUGCAGGACGUUAGGGAACCAUUAAUCAUAAAGUUGGUUGUCUUUGUCUUGUACCACAUUUGUACAAGUCUCCUAUUGGAAAACGGAGUUCUGGUCUUAUCUUAAAUGGCUUGGUCAAACGUUCAAUUUCAGUUAUGA